AUGGCUUCGUCCGGGCUCCAUGACGAAGAGGGCGGCGAGGAUGACGAGUACGAGGCCCAGGCCGACUUUCAGCCGAUUGUCCCGCUGCCGGACUUGAUAGAGACCGGCGAAGAGGGGGAGGAGGUCGUGUUCAAGGAGCGCUGCAAGCUGUAUCGCUACGACAAGGAGGCCCGUGAGGCAAAGAAGCGAGGUGUUGGCGAUAUCAAGAUUCUCCGCAACUCAAAUGGCCUCUACCGCUGCGUGAUGAGGCGCGAGCAGGUCCACAAGCUGUGCACCAACUUCUUGAUCCGUGCUGGGAUGACGAUCACCGAAAAGGACAACUCGGAGAAGGUUGCCCUCCUCAACUGUCGGGACUUCUCGGAGGAGGCGGGCGGUCGUGAGGAGACGCUCUUCAUCAAGUUCAAGUCGAGCGUCGAGCGCGACGCCUUCAUCGCGACGUACCGAGAGGGCAUCGCCUCCGACUCA
This is a messenger RNA of Mesorhabditis spiculigera, 465 nucleotides long. The record is from the annotation of a GenBank genome assembly. Lineage: Eukaryota; Metazoa; Nematoda; Chromadorea; Rhabditida; Rhabditidae.